CCCCCGAGCACUCGUCCGGCUGCCGCCUGCGAGGAACAUGCCACCGUCACUUCGCCGUCCAGACCACCAUGUCCUUCUUCUCCUGGCCCUGCUGCUGCCCUCGCCGCUCCCGGCCCGCGCCCCUGCGGCCCCAGGCGCUGCCGCCGCUCUGCUCCAGGCCCUGGGGCUACGCGACACGCCCCAAGGCGCACCAAAGUCCCGGCCCGUACCGCCUGUCAUGUGGCGCCUCUUCCGCCGCCGGGACCCGCAGGAGGCCAGGACGAGCCCGCGACGGACAUCCCCGGGGGCCAUCCAGCGACCGUGCCACGUGGAGGAGCUGGGAGUCGCCGGGAACAUCGUGCGCCACAUCCUGGACCGCGGUGCGCGCGCCCGGACCCUGGGGCCCACUUCUCCCACGGGGCAGUGCACAGAGUGGACCGUAGUCUUCGACCUGUCAGCGGUGGAACCCGACGAGCUCCCGAGCCAUGCCCGCCUGGAGAUGCGUUUCGCGGAGGCAGAAGCGACGGCGGGGGCGGCGGGCGGCUGGGAGCUGAGCGUGGGACGAGAGGCCGAAGGCGAGGGCGCGGGGUCGGUGCUGCUCCGCCAGGCGGUGGCCACUCUGGGGACACCAGUGCGCGUCGAGCUGCUGGGCGCCGCCUGGGCCCGCAACGCCUCGGCGCCGCGCAGCCUCCGUCUGGUUCUGGCCCUGCGCCCCCGGGCCUUUGGCGCCUGCGCGAGCCUGAUCGAGGCCUCCCUGUUGCUGGUGACCCUCGACUCGCGCCUGUGCCACCCCCUGACCCGGCCGCGGCGCGAUGCCGAGCCCGCGGUGGGCCGCGGCCUCGGGGGCGCGUGUCGCGCGCGGCGACUCUACGUGAGUUUCCGCGAGGUGGGUUGGCACCGCUGGGUCAUCGCGCCGCGUGGCUUCCUGGCCAACUACUGCCAGGGUCAGUGCUCGCUGCCCGCCACACUGCCCGGGCCCGGCGGGCCGCCUGCGCUCAACCAUGCCGUGCUGCGCGCGCUCAUGCACUCGGCCGUUCCCAGCGCUACCGGCCUCCCCUGCUGUGUGCCCGCGCGCCUGUCGCCUAUCUCAGUGCUCUUUUUUGACAACAGCGACAACGUGGUCCUGCGGCACUAUGAGGACAUGGUGGUGGACGAAUGUGGCUGCCGCUGACGGAACAAGUGGGGCCCCAACAAUAAAUACUACGUGGUCCCAGAUAUUCAUCUUUGUCUUGUCACCCGGGGCUGGGGUAGGAAACUGCUGCAUCCCUCCGAUGGACACCAGGGUGGUGGGGGAAGGGGCGGUCCUACACUGAGGCCACCUGCCCUUAGAGCCCCAUCUCCAAGCAGCCCAUCAUAUAAGGGGAUGCUGGGAGCUGCACCCCCCACCCCCAUAGGCCCAGGGGCUGAUCACGA
Molecule: messenger RNA, 1392 nt
Organism: Pteropus alecto (black flying fox)
Lineage: Eukaryota; Metazoa; Chordata; Mammalia; Chiroptera; Pteropodidae
Gene: GDF1
Product: growth differentiation factor 1
Exons: 2
Coding region: 38-1150 (370 amino acids)
Biological process (GO): BMP signaling pathway; SMAD protein signal transduction
Cellular component (GO): extracellular region
Molecular function (GO): cytokine activity; growth factor activity
Source: RefSeq, a predicted model, not a curated record